AUGCGAGUUACGUUGUUUCCUGGUAUUGAAAUGAUUUCACGAAUUGUCCUCAUUGCUGAUCUGUUCAUAUUAUCAUUAAAUUUUUAUUCGCAUGGAUUUCAUUUAUAUUACACUGAUCGACGUCACAAUUUAAAUAACAACUAUAUUAACUAUGUCUAUAGUUUUGCGCAAAUCACUUAUUAUUAUAGCAGAGAGAAUCGACAAAGUCGAUUCAUUUUAUAUAAUGCAUGGCCAAUUAUUCCAUAUUGUGUUCGGUCACUGCAGACUAUGUUCGUCGACGAUGAUGCUUCGCUCUGUGCUGGACAGUUGAUAAAAUUUGAAAAUUUACGUCACAGUAUGAUAACAACAAACGAUUUAUUUGAUUGGAAUGCGCCAAUCGAUACAAUGAAUUUAUAUCAACAAUAUCUCGAAAGUAAUCGAUCACUCGAAUUGUCAUCAUUAACAUAUUGCAAUUGUUCUGACAGGCUCUAUUUUGGGCAGAACUGUCAAUAUACAUUUCAUUUCUAUGCUCCAUUUUCAUCCAUAAUUGAACACCGUUUUGCAUCAAAAGAUACGUGGAAGUUAGAUAACACUAUCAUUUCGACUGUUACAUGUUAUAAUGGUUUACCAUCAUGUAGAAGUUUAAUAUGUUUAGAUUGGCGUGAGAUAUGCGACGGUAAAAUUGAUUGUAUUGAAAAUGGUGAAGAUGAACAAAAUUGUUAUCAAUUAGAAAUGAAUCAAUGUGACCCGAUAAGAGAGUUUCGUUGUAAAAAUGGAAUGUGUAUUGACAAGAACUUUGCUUUUGAUUUAAUGUUUGAUUGUUUGGAUCGUACGGAUGAACAACAUGCACUUCAAUCAGCACAUGAUCUUCGAUUGCCGUGUUACAAUACUCCAUCAAUAGAAUGUGAAGAAUCACUCUGCCAAAGGAUGUGGUUUACUUGCGGUGAUGGUGACUGCCUUCACUCAUAUGGUCAUUCAACUGAAUGUUACAAUGGUCGGUAUCAGCUAAAGAAGGAAUUAGUAUUUGAUGACGAUUAUGAAUGGAAAAGUGACAUCUCUUUAAUGUAUCCAAAUGCUCAUAUCCUGUAUAAAAAUGGCGAUGGUACAACCUUUAUAUGUUAUAAUAACACUAAAUGUAGACUAAACCUAUCACAUGUUAGCAGUAAUGAUGAUAUUUAUUGUGAGAAUAUUGAUAAAUUUUCCUUGUCUAUGAAUAGUCGGGACUUCCGCACAGGCGAGAGUCUCUUGAACAGAAUGGAAUUUUUCUUCUCAGCAUGUGCUUUAUCACAAAUUAUUACUCAUUCAUCAUUAUUUCACUGUGAAAAUACACACAAAUAUAUUUCAAAAGAUCGUAUAAGAGACAAUAUCAAGGACUGCUUAUUUGGUUCUGAUGAAUUAACAAUAUCAGGAGAUUUUUGUAUGCUUUCAAAUGAUCCUUUUCAAUGUUUAGGAGGAAAUGACUGUGUACCACGUAAGAAUCUUUUUGACAUUAACGUGCCCAACGAAAAUAGAUAUCAUUGCAAAGAUAAAUCAGACACAAUGUUACCUUUCCAAUGCAUGUUUCAAGAUGAUAUUGGUUGUUGGUAUUUACAAAAUAAAUUUAUUCCAAUUAAUGAUAUAUUUUUAUAUCAAGAAAUAUGCAAUGGAGUGCCACAUCCUUAUAUUAUUGACGAUGAAAAAGAUUGCGAUGAAUGGCAAAAAAUCUGUAGUUCGAAAUAUACAGCAAAAUGUGAUGGAAUUAAUCAAUGUGUCUAUGGACGCGAUGAACAAGAUUGUGAAUCAAUAUGUCCAACAGAAGAAGAAGAAAUAUAUUGUCUUUCAAACAUCGGACUCAAUAAACGUUGUUUAAAAAAAGCGUUUAUCAAUGAUGGCAAUUAUGAUUGUUAUGGAGGGCUUGACGAAGAUCCUAGUUAUUGUAAAAAUCAAUAUCCAAGAGAUCUUUCUAAACGAUUUCGUUGUUGGAAUAGUUCAGAAUGCAUUCGAAUUGAACAACUAUGUGAUGGUAUUAAAAAUUGUUUACAUAAUGAUGAUGAAGAAAUCUGUUCACAACGAUCCAAAAAUAAUUGUUCUGAUGGUACGUACUUCUGUGCUGGAAAAUGUCAAAAUAAAGAUAUUCGUUGUAAUGGAGUAAUUGACUGCUCAUUGCAGCAAUGUGUGAAAUGGCCAGGUCAAGUGGCCUACGGAUGUGUUUCAGCAUUUAGCGAAGAAUAUGACGA
Messenger RNA from Rotaria sp. Silwood2, 2195 nucleotides. The record is from the annotation of a GenBank genome assembly. NCBI's taxonomy places the organism in Eukaryota, Metazoa, Rotifera, Eurotatoria, Philodinida, Philodinidae.